Messenger RNA from Yamadazyma tenuis ATCC 10573, 4293 nucleotides. It is a transcript of the gene LYS2, whose product is annotated as L-aminoadipate-semialdehyde dehydrogenase. Gene Ontology annotation, biological process: L-lysine biosynthetic process. The record is from RefSeq and is a predicted model, not a curated record. Gene Ontology annotation, molecular function: L-aminoadipate-semialdehyde dehydrogenase [NAD(P)+] activity; phosphopantetheine binding. NCBI's taxonomy places the organism in Eukaryota, Fungi, Ascomycota, Pichiomycetes, Serinales, Debaryomycetaceae.
CUCCACAAGAUACACCCAGAUUAACUAUGUCACAGUAUUGGUUGGAAUACCUCGACAACCCAACGUUGGCGAUAUUCCCGUUCGACUACUUACGGCCUUCCAAUAACAAGGUCAUCGAGGCUUCGUACGAGGUGCCCGUUAGUGGUAAAGACUAUAUUACCAGUUUAACCAGUUUCAUCGUUUUGAUUUAUCGAUUGACUGGUGAUGAAGAUAUUGUGGUGGCCGUCAACGCCGAAGAUAACCACAAGGAAUUUAUUCUCAGACUAAGCUUAACCCCCACCACCACCUUCAGUGAUUUCCGCAGCCGUGUAUUGGACGAGUACACCAAGAACCAAAAACAAGCGGCUUCCUACAACUCCUUGGACGACAUUGCCCAAGCUAUCAAGGAAAAAAAAGGAACCGAAGAGUACCCAAACUUGUUCAGAUUGUCAUUUGAACAUGCCAAUUCUAACGCUCAAUUGGCCACUUCCGUUAGAGGGUCGAUUCGUGAUUUGGCGGUGUUUUACUCCAGUGAUAAGAUCCAAAUCUUCUACAAUGGGUUGCUUUUCAAACAGGAAAGAAUAGCCAUGUUUGGCGAACAAUUCGCUGGGUUUGUGGAAGCAGCCGAGAAAAACCCCUCAAUUGAAGUCUCCAAGGUCAGCUUGGUGACCCCAUCUCAGGCCAAGUUCCUUCCGGAUCCUACUGUUGAUUUAGACUGGGCUGGGUUCAGAGGUGCGAUCCAAGAUAUUUUCAUGGAAAAUGCCUUGAAGCACCCGGAAAGAACCUGUGUGACCGAGACCCGGUCGUUUAUGGACCCUCAAUCCAAAACCCGGGUUUUCACAUACAAGCAAAUCAACCAGGCAUCCAAUAUUGUGGGAAACUAUUUGGUGAAGAGCGGAAUCAAAAAGGGUGAUAUCGUGAUGAUCUACGCCUACAGAGGAGUGGACCUAAUGAUCGCGGUGAUGGGGGUGUUGAAAGCCGGUGCCACCUUCUCGGUUAUCGACCCGGCCUAUCCCCCUGCCAGACAAAACAUAUACCUUUCUGUGGCCAAGCCGCGAGGUUUGAUUGGGUUGGAAAAAGCCGGGGUGUUGGACCAGUUGGUAGUGGACUACGUGAAAUACGAGUUGGAGGUGGUUGCGUCGAUCCCCCAGUUGAAGGUCAACGAUGACGGGUCUUUGAAUGGGGGUGUGGUGGACAAACUUGACUGUUUACAACAAUAUGCCCAGUACGCUGAUGUGCCCACAGGUGUUAAGGUGGGACCCGACUCGAACCCGACCUUGUCAUUCACGUCAGGAUCGGAAGGAAUCCCCAAGGGGGUAUUGGGCCGGCAUUACUCGUUGGCGUACUAUUUCCCAUGGAUGUCUCAACGGUUUGGGUUGAGUGCCGACGAUAAAUUCACCAUGUUAUCAGGAAUUGCCCACGAUCCGAUCCAAAGAGAUAUGUUCACCCCGUUGUUCUUGGGAGCACAGUUGUUGGUGCCCACGGCGGAUGACAUUGGAACUCCGGGGAAAUUGGCCGAUUGGAUGGCUGAAUAUGGUGCUACUGUUACCCACUUGACCCCCGCCAUGGGCCAGUUGUUGAGUGCCCAGGCCAGCACCGCCUUCCCCAAGUUGCACCACGCGUUCUUUGUGGGCGACAUUUUGACCAAACGAGACUGUUUGCGGUUGCAAUCGUUGGCUGCAAACGUGUAUAUUGUCAAUAUGUAUGGGACCACCGAGACUCAGAGAGCGGUGUCGUACUUUGAAAUCAAGAGCUUGGCAGCAGAUCCCACCUACUUGAAGUCGUUGAAAGACGUGAUGCCUGCCGGUACCGGGAUGUACAAUGUGCAAUUAUUGAUUGUGAACCGAAACCACACGAGUCAGACGUGUGGGGUGGGAGAAGUGGGUGAAAUCUACGUGAGAGCGGCCGGGUUGUCUGAAGGAUAUAGAGGGUUGCCGGACUUGAAUGCGCAAAAGUUUGUCACCAACUGGUACGUUGACCCCAACAAGUGGAUAACCGUAGACGAGGCCAACAGCCAAAAUGAAGGCUGGAGACAAGAGGGGUGGUUGGGACCAAGAGACCGGCUCUAUAGAACCGGCGACUUGGGCCGGUAUUUACCUGAUGGGAACGUUGAGUGCUGUGGAAGAGCCGAUGACCAGGUCAAAAUCAGAGGUUUCAGAAUCGAGUUGGGUGAAAUCGACACCCACUUGUCACAGCACGCAUUGGUUCGGGAAAACAUCACCUUAGUCAGAAGAGACAAGAACGAAGAGCCCACCUUGAUCUCGUACAUUGUGCCCAAGGACUCAGAGGAGUUGAAGAACUUCAAGUCUGAAAUUGAAGACGACUCGGGGUUGGACGACCCCAUUGUUCUAGGCUUGGUGGAGUACAGAGAGUUGAUCAAGGAUAUCAAGGGCUACUUGAAGAAGAGAUUGGCCUCAUACGCCAUACCCACCUUGAUUGUGCCUUUGGCCAAAUUGCCCUUGAAUCCUAAUGGUAAGGUCGAUAAGCCCAAAUUGCCCUUCCCUGACACCGCCCAGUUGGCGGCGGUGGCCAAGUUGUCCAAGAGCACCAGCAGCGAAAGCGAAGAAGACUUGAACGAAGUUGAAAAGCUUCUCAUAAACUUGUGGAUAGAAGUAUUACCCAAUAGACCUGCUACCAUCUCCAGAUCGGACUCUUUCUUCGACCUAGGAGGACACUCGAUCUUGGCCACCAGAAUGAUCUUUGAGUUGAGAAAACGAGUGGGGGUGGAUGUGCCUUUGGGGAUUAUUUUCAGUAACCCAACCAUUGAAGCGUUUGGUAAGAAGGUUUCGGCGUACAUUAAGGGUAACGACUUUGAGUUGGCCGACAGCAGUGCCAACAAGGAGGAGGAAACCGCAGCUCCCGAGUCGAACUAUUCCGAAGAUGCUAAGCACUUGGCCAAUACCAUGUUAUUGGAGAAGUACCCAACGCUAGAGAACCUUGAUACUUCCCAGCACAUCAACGUGUUUGUAACAGGGGUUACUGGGUUCCUUGGCUCGUUCAUCAUCAAAGAGUUGUUGGAAAACGAACAAUUAUCGGUAACCAUCUAUGCUCACGUGAGAGCCUCCGAUGAGAACAAAGGGUUGGACAGAAUCCGUCAAGCCGGUAAGACGUUUGGUGUAUGGAAUGAGGCUUGGGCUAGCAGUAUCACGGUGGUGUUGGCGGACUUGUCGCAGCCAAAGCUUGGAUUGAGUGAUUCUGCCUGGACGCAAUUGGCCAACAACAUCGAUGUGAUCAUCCAUAACGGGGCGUUUGUACACUGGGUGUAUCCUUACUCCCAGUUGAGAGACGCCAACGUGAUUGGGUCGGUGAACUUGAUGAACUUGUGUGGAGUCGGUAAGGCCAAACACUACGCAUUUGUUUCAUCCACCUCGUCUCUUGAUACCGACCACUAUAUUCGUCUCUCGGACCAGAUCAUGGCCAAGGGCGGCGACGGGAUCCCUGAGUCCGAUGACAUGGAAGGGUCUGCCACCGGACUCGGUAACGGGUAUGGUCAGAGUAAGUGGGCUGCUGAGUAUAUCAUUAGAAAGGCAGGAGAAAGGGGAUUGAGAGGAAGCAUAAUUCGUGCUGGAUAUGUCACUGGGUACACCCGGACGGGAGCCAGUAACACCGAUGACUUUUUGUUAAGAAUGUUGAAGGGAUGCUGUGAAUUGGGAAUCUAUCCAGACAUUGGGAACAACGUCAACAUGGUUCCGGUGGAUCAUGUUGCCAAGAUCACGGUUGCAACUGGUCUCUUCCCCCCUACGGCGGGCAUGGGCGUGGCCCAGGUCACGGCCCAUCCUCGUAUCAGGUUCAACGAAUUCUUGGGGGCCUUGAACGACUAUGGCUAUGGGUUGAAGCAGGAUGACUAUCCUCUUUGGAAGAACGAAUUGGAGAACUUUGUGGUGAACAAAUCCAAGGAGUCUGCCUUGUUCCCAUUGUUACACUUUGUAUUGGACGACUUGCCCCAGAACACCAAGGCCCCUGAGUUGGACGACUCAAACACCAGUGCCUCUUUGGCUGCCUAUAAGUCCAAUAGUGUGACUUCUCGUGGAGUGACACAAGAGUUGAUGGGCACUUAUAUUGCGUACUUGGUGAAGAUCGGGUUUUUGCCGGCUCCAGGUGGUUACGGCAAGCCUUUACCUGAGAUAGAGCUUAGUGAUGAAUCAUUGCUGCUUAUUCUCGCUGGUUCUGGUGGCCGUGGCUCGGCUGCAAAAUAGAUAUCCAACCACUAUUAGGCAGGGUUCUACACCUAUGAUAAGAGACAGGCGUUAAAUAAGGUCCUGGCAAUCUAGUACAUAAUCUCACCUAGUUGCAAAAUACAUAGAUCAUGAAUCA